CUGCUCUCGAAGCUCAUCCUCGAUCCCACCCACUCCAUAUUGAAGCAGUCCUUCGACUCGAGGCUCAGACUUGACACGCGGAGAGGCCAGAACAAUGCAGACGGCUUCGGAAUCGGCUUCUACACCGACCCAAAACUUGGCCAUGCGCCUUGCCUCUUUACCUCGACGAUACCGGCUUGGAACUGCACCAACCUCCAGCGCAUUGCCUCCAAAACCGCCUCCCAGCUCAUCUUCGCACACGUCCGAGCAACAACCGAAGGUUCUCUCAGUGAAGACAACUGCCAUCCGUUUUGCCACGGAAGCCUGAUGUGGAUGCACAAUGGAGGUCUGGGAGGCUGGAAACACAUCAAGAGGAGGCUGGGCCAAAAGCUGGCAGAUAAGUGGUAUUUGGGGGUUCAGGGCGGCACAGACAGCGAAUGGGCUUUUGCACUUUUCCUCGAUACUCUCGAAAGGAUGGGCAUUGAUCCCAGCUCACAGCCCGCCUGCGGAUUCGGCCCUACCUUGCUGCGGAAGGCCUUGCUGAAGACCAUCGAGCAGAUCAAUGAGCUAAUCGAUGGCAUUGCGGAAAGCACCAUUCAGUCAGAAAACGUGGACACUCGCAGUUUGCUCAACUUCGCGGUUACGGACGGCAAGAGCAUCAUCUGCACACGGUACAUCAGUAGUGCAACGGACGAGGCCGCCAGUCUGUACUAUUCAUCCGGCACUGAGUGGGGGACGAGAACAUCGGCUGCGACCGACCGGAACUACCAGAUGGAGCGUCGGGAUAAAGGCGCUGAUAUUGUUCUCGUCGCGAGCGAGCCUCUCACUUUCGAGAGGGAGAACUGGGUGAACGUCCCGACCAACUCCAUUCUGACAAUUCAUAACCAAACGGUCAUGGUUCAUCCGAUCAUUGACAAGUACUACGAUCGAAGCCCAUACCACGUCCGUUCUAGCGCCUUCGUUCAGACAAAGGGCUUGAUCGCGAAUGAGAAGAUAUCAUCACUUCUUAGUCCGGCAUCGACACCCUUGUCAAACACGGAAGCCGCGAAGAAAACUCUCGGUCCAACCAUUCCCUUCGGUGUCUCGCGCAGCCACAUACCGGAGCCUUCCCCGUCAGCCAGGUCGAGACCGCAGAGUACGCUGCAUGAGGUUUCGACACCAGCUGACUCGAGAUCAAUCAUGACCAUAUCGAGCGGACAAACCAAUGCAUCAAGACCCCCGGUUCAAGGAAACAUCAAGGUGAAGAGAGCCGCCCCGGAACAGAGUCAACCGAUUGCGGAUAGUGACACGGACUCUUUGGCUCCUGACGAGCAGAAUCACAACAGGACAGAAUUUGGCCAUCCUAACAAGUUGUCAAGAUUCUUCCCCGAGUUGACGAUGAGCUAG
Molecule: messenger RNA, 1365 nt
Organism: Colletotrichum karsti
Lineage: Eukaryota; Fungi; Ascomycota; Sordariomycetes; Glomerellales; Glomerellaceae
Exons: 3
Source: RefSeq, a predicted model, not a curated record